Messenger RNA from Procambarus clarkii (red swamp crayfish), 885 nucleotides. The record is from RefSeq and is a predicted model, not a curated record. NCBI's taxonomy places the organism in Eukaryota, Metazoa, Arthropoda, Malacostraca, Decapoda, Cambaridae.
AUGCGCAUCAUUUAUCACGGCGCUGUUCGUGUAGCUCCUGGUCCCCCGCGCCAGCCCCUCAACCACCGCGCCAGUGCGCCGCCAGCCCCUCAACCACCGCACCAGUGGGCCGCCAGCCCCUCAACCACCGCACCAGUGGGCCGCCAGCCCCUCAACCACCGCACCAGUGGGCCGCCAGCCCCUCAACCACCGCACCAGUGGGCCACCAGCGCCUCAACCACCGCACCAGUGGGCCACCAGCGCCUCACCACCGCACCAGUGGGCCGCCAGCCCCUCAACCACCGCACCAGUGGGCCACCAGCGCCUCACCACCGCACCAGUGGGCCACCAGCGCCUCACCACCGCACCAGUGGGCCGCCAGCCCCUCAACCACCGCACCAGUGGGCCGCCAGCCCCUCAACCACCGCACCAGUGGGCCGCCAGCCCCUCAACCACCGCACCAGUGGGCCACCAGCGCCUCACCACCGCACCAGUGGGCCACCAGCGCCUCACCACCGCACCAGUGGGCCGCCAGCCCCUCAACCACCGCACCAGUGGGCCGCCAGCCCUCACCACCGCACCAGUGGGCCGCCAGCCCCUCAACCACCGCACCAGUGGGCCGCCAGCCCCUCAACCACCGCACCAGUGGGCCACCAGCGCCUCACCACCGCACCAGUGGGCCGCCAGCCCCUCAACCACCGCACCAGUGGGCCACCAGCCCCUCAACCACCGCACCAGUGGGCCGCCAGCCCCUCAACCACCGCACCAGUGGGCCGCCAGCCCCUCAACCACCGCACCAGUGGGCCGCCAGCCCUCACCACCGCACCAGUGGGCCGCCAGCCCCUCAACCACCGCGCCAGUGGGCCGCCAGCCCUCACCACCGCACCAGUGGGCCACCCACAAUAA